Molecule: messenger RNA, 2193 nt
Organism: Ahaetulla prasina
Lineage: Eukaryota; Metazoa; Chordata; Lepidosauria; Squamata; Colubridae
Gene: ITPKC
Product: inositol-trisphosphate 3-kinase C
Exons: 7
Coding region: 147-1457 (436 amino acids)
Biological process (GO): inositol phosphate biosynthetic process
Cellular component (GO): cytoplasm; nucleus
Molecular function (GO): inositol tetrakisphosphate kinase activity; inositol-1,4,5-trisphosphate 3-kinase activity
Source: RefSeq, a predicted model, not a curated record
GAAGAAACCGAUUUGCUCCAGGCCUCCCGAAGCCCCUCCCAAAAAUUGGGUGACGGGGCCCUCCUUUGGCCAGGACUGGGCUGGCUCAGUUGCAGGGCUGCUUGCAUAAACCCCCAGGAGUCCAGAGUGUGAACCCCUGAGCCAGGAUGAAAGGGGCCUUUCCUCCCGGUGGUCUGGGGCACCCGGGUCGGUUCAGGCCAGGCCAGGCCUGGGUGGGGGAGGGGAUCUCCGGACGGGCUCUGCGAUGUCCACGGCUGAUUCCGGGCAUCCGGAGGCGCCCCGCCCCGCCCCUUCCCGAAGCGUCGCCCCGCCUGAGCCGGCAGCCAGUCCCAGCGUCACCGGGGCUCUGCUUCGCCGGGAGAAGGCGGGGAUCGCCUCGGACGCCGCCAGUCCCCACGCGGCCGCCGGACGCCCCUCCUCCGGCCGGACGGCGCCCACUCGCCAGCGGCCGGAGCGGGAGGGCGAUGCGGCUGGAGGCCGCCGGCGCGGGAGAAGCGCCCUCCGGAGGGGACGAGCGCGGGGACGCGCAGAACAAGCCCUGGAAGAAGCUGAAGAGCCUGGUGCACUGGUCGCCCUGUGUGGUCUCCUUCCAGAAGCGCUACUCCUGGGUUCAGCUCGCUGGCCAUGCAGGCAACUUCAAGGCCGGGGAUUUGGGCCACGUCUUGAAGAGACACUGCUCCAAUGAGCAGCAGUGCCUGGAGCGCCUGGGAGGCGAUGCAUUGCAGCCCUAUGUCCCAGCAUAUUAUGGGAUGGUGGAGCAUGAUGGGGAGCCCUACAUCCAGAUGGAAGACCUGCUGUCUGGCUUUGAGAACCCUUCCAUCAUGGACUGCAAAAUGGGCAUCAGGACGUACCUGGAGGAGGAGCUGGAGAAGGCGAGGCAGCAGCCCUGCCUGCGCCACGACAUGUAUGACAAAAUGAUGGAAGUGGACCCUUCCGCUCCCACACCAGAGGAGCACGCCCAGCGUGGCGUGCUGAAGCCCCGCUACAUGCAAUGGAGGGAAUCGCUCAGCUCCACCAGCUCACUCGGGUUCCGCAUUGAGGGGGUCAAGAGGGCCAGUGGCACCUGCAGCACUAGCUUUAAGAAGACCCGGCAAGCUGAGCAGGUCGUGGAGGCCUUUUGGGACUUCCUGGACAAGGACAAACACCUUCUGAGCAGUUACCUGGAGCAGCUGCAGGAGGUGAGAGCGGCACUGGAUCAGUCAGAGUUCUUCAAGGCACAUGAGGUGGUAGGCAGUUCCCUCCUUUUUGUGCAUGACAAAACGGGGCUUGCCAGAGUCUGGAUGAUUGACUUCGGCAAGACGGUGCCACUGCCUGACAAACAAACCCUGACCCAUCGGCUGCCCUGGGUGGAAGGCAAUCGUGAAGAUGGAUACUUGUGGGGCUUGGAAAACCUCAUGGCAAUCAUGCAGAGCAUGCUGGGAAAAUCGGACAGCACCCUGGACACAAGCCCGACGUAACCAGAGGAGCAACAUGUAGUCCCAGUGACUCUGACUUAAUUUCAGCCAGAUAUCCUAAGAAACCCCAGGAAUGUCUAGGACUGGACUGCAGCUACCCAGAGAACCUGGCAGCAGCAUUCCGAAUACCCAGCAGUCAACUUUUAUGGAAGUACGGAUGGCCAGAGGACCCCAGGACAGAGUUGGGGUCCUCCCAUAGAAGCUGCAAUCCCAUGUUCAGAGAAUUCUCUGUCAAUUCUGAGAAGGCAGAAAAGCUUUAAUUUUUGAACGAGCGGAAGGAACAGAUUUAAGAAUACCAAUGUCAACAUUUUUUCUUAAGAGGGUGCGCUUCUCAAGCACUCGUCAAUCAAAUCAGCUAGAUGCAAGGACCUCAGAAGGAGCCACUCUUCUCCACGUGAGCAGUGCACAGAAGCAUAGUUUUAUAGUGCAAAGCCCGCCUGGGCAUCUUUCCAUGCUUGAAAAAACUCAGCUGAAGAACUUCCAUGUGAUGCGCUGGAUGUUUAGAAACUUCAUGAUGGAAAUGGUUCCUUUUAACCUUCCUUCCAACCCGAAUGCUGGGCCACCAUAAGACAUGUCUUGUCUCUGCACUAGGACUCUUCAAGUGACUUGGAAUACAAAGGGGGAUUUUGCUAGGAAGGCUCUGUCAGUUCCCCUUCAUUAACCAAUCAAAAGGAGACCUAGUAUGGUAAGCCUGAUUGGGGUGGCCUGUAAGGUCAAUUAAAUAAACCUGUUCAAGUGA